This is a messenger RNA of Pseudovirgaria hyperparasitica, 6976 nucleotides long. RefSeq lists its product as uncharacterized. Gene Ontology annotation, biological process: transcription initiation at RNA polymerase III promoter; 5S class rRNA transcription by RNA polymerase III. Bases 238 to 6684 code for a protein of 2148 amino acids. Gene Ontology annotation, cellular component: transcription factor TFIIIC complex. Gene Ontology annotation, molecular function: DNA binding. The transcript has 4 exons. The record is from RefSeq and is a predicted model, not a curated record. NCBI's taxonomy places the organism in Eukaryota, Fungi, Ascomycota, Dothideomycetes, Acrospermales, Acrospermaceae.
CUUGCUGAGCUGACUCUUCGUCGCAAAACCCGACGCCAGUUCGAUUCCCAAGUCCUGCAUUUCCUUUUCUCUCUCGCAUCAGCCUUGUCAUUUCUUCAUCUUACUUUAUUACGCUGUGAAUCGUUGGUGCAGAUUAAUCCGAUCCGAAGGCCAUUACUUGCCCUCGUUGUCUAAAAACGGGCAUGGUCGUAAGUUCUAAGCUUCGCGUCGGUCACUGCGGCGGAAGAAGUAGAGAAAAUGGCGGCGCAAGGGUUUGACAAGCUACUUGAGUAUCUUUUAGAUCAAGUUACAUAUUGUGGUACAGAUGGAGCAAACACAACCGACGUGAAACGGUUCAUCGAUGAUUUCUACAGAUCGAAGGAGAAUCCAGUUUCCGAUGAGCUCGAUAUUGUGUCGACGACGCAUCCGAAGACUCAAGUCGACCGCCAUCUACAGGAACAUGUAUGGAACUGGCUCAUUGCUCAACCUGGGGUCUUUAUUGGUGAGGGUGACAUUCCUACGUCUCUUAGCCUAAGAGCAGUUGAAGAGCUCGAAGCACGCGAGUCGAUGGCGAAGACAACUGCACAGCCUUCUGACACCGGACGCAAGACGAAAAAAACCAGUAAAGCAAAGUCGGUCACUUUUGAAUCCCCAAACAAGACAUCGAGUCCAGGCGCUCCCAGAAUUCAUGUUAGUGAAGAGAGGAUAUGGAAGGCUCUUACAGGACAUGAGAAAGACUUGAGGCGAGUUCCGCUCUAUGAGUUCCAGCUGCUGUCCCGAAUUGGCUUCGCCGGUUCGGAUGGUAUAUUGCAACCAGUGCUAGUCAUUGAAAGCGGACAAGAUAAGCGAUCUGUGCCAAAACGAACUGAUCAACUUCACGCAAAGGGCUACAUCGAGAAACGAGGCGUGCUCUCUAGCGACCGCAAAGCACGAACCAGUCUACUGACCUUGAAAUGUCUCGUCAAAACCAAGAGUGAUGAUGAUACCCCUCACGAUGAUCCCAAGCGACCCUUUAUGGAGAAUGGAAGUCUUGACUACCUCAAAUUCCUCGAUUUUAUAAUGCAUGAGGUUCGUCAACAUGGCAAAGUUAUCGCCCUGUCAGACUUGUACCGUGAUUUAGACGCCUAUGGCAAUGUGCAAAGAUGGAAACGCAAAGUUGUAUCUCGUGCACUGAAACGACUAUGCGCCAUUGGCCUCGCUGACAGAUUACGCGCAAAAGACACCAGAUUUCCGAAAAGAUACCACAGGUCCUUGAGAAUGCUCAGAGAUCCAACUCAAGCAGAUCGUGAAGCAUUCAGUACCUUCGUCAGCAAGCCGACUCGUACAACACGGUUCCAAGACGAAGGCGACGGCGCUGACGAAGAGGAUAACGAGGACGAAAACGAUGAGGAUGUUGAUACGCAACUUGAAAAAGAAUUCUAUGCCGGUGACGAGGAAGGCGAUGAGCUCAUUGAAGAAGAUGUCUUUGAAGUUGAAAGAGUAGCAACUUGGUCUCCAAAUUUCUCAAUUGCCAAUCAGUUAUUCAGAGGCAUAGAGUCUGGCGGAUCGUUGGGCUUAACAGCUAUUAUGACGAGAGCUUUGAUAUUCGGGCAAUUCUGGAAAAGGCCCAUGGAGAGCGUGCUGAGUAAUCUCACUAACGAUUGGCAAAUUAAUCAGCCUCCUCAUCUUCAGCACCUCGCCAUUAUCCGGGACACGGAACAGAGUAUAGAUCAGAGAGGUGCACAUUUUCUCUAUCGGUCAUAUGGCCACUACGCCUCCUUGGUAGACGAAGGUCUAGUGAACUGGGAUGCUGUCACCAGGGCCUCCGACAUUAAAGCAAAAAAGGUCAAAAAACCCAAGAGAAACACAACGCUUGAUGCAUGGGGCUUCCCACAACAAUUUGAAGAAGGCUUCAUUUCCAAAACUGGUGUUGCUAGUCUCGCGGAAGGGACGUCGAUAAUCAAUCUAAAAGCGAAGUUUCGCUUCGAUGGCAGCAAGAUUGGCCAACGCAUGCAAUGCGGUGGUCCACGAAUCGGGCGGCCUCCUAAGGCUGAGAAGUCUCGGCGGGAAUUAAAAGAGGAGAAACAACUGAGGGACUACCUAGAGGUUGUCAGAGAGCAAGCGCGCAACCUGGUUCGACAUCGUACUUUGCAAAGAUACAGAGCACAUCCGGACAUCAUACCCGAACUCCCUCAAUUGCCAAAUGAAAGAAGCAAACCAGCGAGUCACCAGCCGUCCGAAAAUAAAAAGGCUCCCAAAAUCAACGGUAAAUCACGCGGCGGACGAAAGCGAAAGCUCGACAAUGAAGUCGUAGCUGAAGUCGCAGCUGAAGACUCAGCACCUGGUGCCGCAAAUCCAGUAAUCAAUCCGGUUACGAAACGAAGAAAAAUCGGGGAAAAUGAAAAGCCUCAAGCAGUGUAUGACGUGGAUGCAGAUUUACCUACCCAGGCUCAAGGUUGUCCAGCACAGAUUGUAGGUCUGGAUCAACAUGUCACAGCGAACGCCGCGGACGUGUCCCACGAGAUACAGUCAAAUGAUGUUAUAUCGAGGAGCCAAAUGACAUUCGAGGAAAUUGAAGCAGAAAUUUACAAGAAGCUGGUGACUGAAGGUCAGGUGGAGUCGAUGUUUCGCAAACUUCUACGCAAAGAAGGACCAGGACUGUAUAUCAACCCACCUGGUUCCGAGAGAACAUACUCAAAGCAAGGCCGCCCUAGUAAAGGUCUCAUUCUGGUUUUCAAAUUCUCUAAGCUUGCGGACUUUGAGUGGUUCACGAGUACUGGUGAUGCAUCGUCAAAGGCCAAGCAUCAGCACACCCAGCACGACUUGCCUGCGGACAUCCUUAGACUGAUUGGUGUUGACUGCACAGAAUCAUGCGAGUCAACGGGAAACUCGACAGCGGCCGCAAAGACCAAGCAACAACAGAUCGUUGCCAAUGUUGGCUCAGCUUCGAAUUUUACAUCAUUGGCGUUGCAGACUUCUUCGCAGACACUUGUGGAGGAAACAGCGAACCCAAUCUCUACUAUCGAGCAGAUUCACGAGCGGCCGAAGACUUACGUGAGCCCUUACAGUAUGGCAGCUACACAAGGUGAGGCAACACAGUUGCUGCAGGCCUCUGCAACACACCCUCCAUCUACAGAUCGUCAGACGACCCACGAUGAGUCGUCUAAACCCAAUCGCAACAGAAAGAAGUACGCUUCUCAGACAACAGAUCGAAGAGACCGGAAACGUGGGGUCCGGCUCGGCGAGGGCAACAUUCUUGUGUCACGGGCACAGCUUGUUAUGGAGAUCAUAAAGCUAGCGGGCGGUCUGUUUCCUGGCCACGGCGCUCUAAAUACUGCCUACAAGACACUAUGGCGACAGAGGCUCGCGAAGAAGGCCAGCGAAAUAUCCAAGGUGCCUGAUCAUAAGACAAUUGGUCGUGCCGUUAAAGACUUGGUCCACAAUUCACAGUUGGUUAAGAUGGUGUUUUCGUUUACAAAGAAUGGGAUCACUGCACAACGCGGGAUUGUAGCUCUUCCACAUUUUCGACCAAAUUCGCCAGAGAUCCGUCAACUGCAGAUGAGGAUCAUCGAGCGGUAUCCUGAAACCUACUUUCCUCCUGCUAUCCAUCAUCUCAUACCUCCUAGCAAAAUUGUAGGAGGCUCACGUGGACACUAUAGAGAGGUAUUGCCUAUUAAUCAAGACGUUGCAGUCGAAAUAAAGCAUCCUUUCAAGAAAGAUCUUUUGCGCGAAGAGAAGCUUUUUGAGAAGACCCAGAAGCGCAAGGAAGAGACAGCUCAAAGAAAGGCCCGAAAGAAAGAAGAAAAGCAGCAGGCCAAAGAGGCACGAAAACGUCAUCGAAAUUCGAAAUCGACCUCGAAGGUGAAAGCAAUAGACGGUAGGCACAGAAGCGAUGUGGACGGAGUGGAUACGCGCAUGCGCCCAACACACAAUGUUGUGAUGCCUCAGAUGCUUACCUACCAGGGCAUCACUCUGCAAACAGAAGACGUUGAUCAUAUAUGGAUGCCAGACAGUCGAGCUGAAUUUGAGAGGCUUCGAAGAGACGUGGACGAGGUAUCAGAUGAUGAUAGCUCGCUCGAUGGCGAUCCCAGCCGCCAAGCGCUGGUUCAGGAUGCAGGCUUGGAGUAUAUUCAAACUCGGGUGGGGGAUCUCCCCGUGGAGCGCACUGUUCUACCACUCGUGUAUAGGAGCCGCGGGUUUGAUUUCGCCAGUUAUGUGCCUCAAGCAGACCUGUCAAAGUCCUUACUUCUACCGAAAAUCUCGCGUCACGAGUCGACUGGUACGUAUGGCACGUCAUACGAACCAUGGCGAUACGCAUACGAUAUGCGAUUCCUGAAGGACGAAACCGAGCACGCUUUCUGGGAGGCUGGUAUGCCUCAAGAACUGUCAGACAUCCAGUUGUCAAAAACCUACCAACAGAAAAACCAUGGACAAGAGCAGGAAACGAGUCGUGCAAGGUUCAAUAGAAUAAUUGAUGGUGUCUGCAACAGAGAGUGCAGAGAUGUACGCACGAGCAAGUAUGUUUUCUACACUGAUGAAGACGACUUACUACACAAUCCUUUGACUCCACGCCUACGAACUCCUCGAUUCAUAAACCAUACAAUCCCUACGGGCACACAAGUGCUUGCACCGUACACAGAGCCCAAAUGGGGAGGGCCGAGCAAUGAUGGCAGUCCGCCACAGCUCAACACGGAUGGCAACGUGCACUGGAACCACAACGAUAGCUUUACGUGUGUCUUCCCGGACAAACCUCCAGACGAGUACUUGAGUCCAGAGUGGAAAGCCUUCAGUAAUGAGAUGAAAGCGCUGAGCGCAGCAAUGUAUCCACCAAAGCCUCCGCCCAGGAAGCGCGAGAGAAGCAGAUAUAAGCGCCGCAAGAGGCAUAUCACGAAUUUAGUAGAAGCCCUUACGAAAGAAAAGGCGCCACCAGCAGCUAAAGCACGGAAAAAACGUGCUCCUGAGUUGAAGAAACGCAAGAAGUUCGGCCCCAGGAACAGUCAAUUUGUCGUGAAUGCCAGGGAUAUGAAGAAGCUAUUGUAUGCGGCAGUCGUGGUGAAGGUCAUUGCAGGAGGUACCCGAGCGGCCGUUCCAUGGCACCUCAUUUAUUAUAUGUUCAGGUUCCAUGAGAAUCUGGAUCUCAUGGUGCUCAAAAAUCGACUAUUGUGGAUGGACCAUCACUACAGCGACCUGUUUCAAAAGCUGCAAGACAACUUUAGAGAAGCUUUCAUUCCGGCGUACGAAAGGGGUGAGGUGCCUGAACUGGACUUCCAGGAUCUUGAACAUUACGACUGGGAUUUCAUUCUAGAUUGGGCCAUGAAUAAUCUACAUGUCCAGGAAAACGCACCGGAUCUACCACAGAGUCGGGACGCCUUCAUUGAGAUGUACCAGGUCGAAGAACUUCCAGCAGAGUAUCUGUCACGGCAGAAAGCUAGGUUCUUCAAGGCAGAUGAGAUGAUGGGUAAUCGCCGUGCGGCGGUGCACUCGUUACCAUUCUCGGCUUUGUUGGAAACCACACAACUCAAGAUCAAUGAGAAGCAUGUUCGACAUGAGGCAGACGUUGCACUGGGCAAGUCAUGGCUUCGAGCAAACACAACAACACCGAUGGCAAUGUACGACAAAUACGGUGCAAUGACCAAGCUAUCGGAGCUUGGCGAUGCUCUAGCACAGAUGAGUGUCAACGCACUGAUUCGUGAGAAGGUAUUUGCGCAUCGCACGAAGGGUAGAACUAUGGUUCCAGGGCGCAAUUAUCAUUUCACGAACCAGUUUGAGAAGGCUCUACGCGCUGAUGUUGCACCUGGUGCUUUGACUGCGGCAGUCAGGUACAAGCUAGAACUAGAUGAAGCAUUCACUGGAUUAGGAGAUACUACUGUCGAGGAAGCAGCAGAGGAUCAAGACGGCGAUAUUGUCAUGAUUAGCGAACGAUCAGUCGCACCUCGAGCAUUCCCUAUCAGCCAAAUGAUGAAGACACACGUGGCGAUCGUCAACCUCAAUCUCCUUGCCUCCCACCGCAUUAGGAUCUCGCCUGAACUGCCUCGAUUCUCAAAUGAGAUGCCAUUCGACCGAGGACCAGGGAUCUUCAUCAGCAGAUGGGGAUUUGCACAAGGGCAUUACAGCACACGCAAGCUCCCACGUGAAGCGUUCCAUUGGCCACUCAGUGUUACACCAACAGACCAAUACAAAACGGGAAUCAAGCAGGUCCCUGUGCCGCCGUCGACCAAAGACUGCAUGAGCGUUGCUCGGGCAGAUUAUCUCCAGAAGCGGUCCCCUCGCUUGCAGCAGAAAGAGCACAUCCCCCUCUGGCGCACACUCAACGACCAGAUGAUUCCGCACUGGUGGGCACGUUUUACGGCUUGCGUAUUGAACAUCCUCGCGACGCGUGCGUCAAUCCGAUCAUCACAUAUUGUCAGCAUUCUGAAUGGGUAUUUGGACGUGACGGAAGUAGAGGUAGCGCUUGCAUGGCUCGAAACCAACGGCGUAAUCAAGAAGAUGCCAGAAUCAAGUUGCUGGGUGUUACAAGAGGAGUGGUGGAGUAUCCUAGGUGGCGAUGUGCAGGAUUAUGGACCAAAAGAUGACAGAUGGGUCAGAGAUGUGGAACUCAAGAUUGUGGAAGACGGUGUGGAGAGGACUGCGGACGAUCUGAGCAAAGCGUCCGUCGGCAAAAAGGGACUACUGCGUGGCCGUGGGGAUGUACGAUAUGGUCAUGCGGAUAACAACGCGAAGACAUGAGAGAGAUGGUAUGAAAAGUGGGAAAAGAAGAGGACCAAACACGAUGCUGGCGAGGCUGUAGUCGAUGCAUCAUAGCAGGAGAUCUUUGUACAAUUAGUGAUGACGGGGAGGGAACAUGCGCAGGUUAUACAUAUAGUAUAUAUGUAUACCUUUGCAGGCUAACUGGCCUUCAGUCCACAAGACUGACGGCAAUCACUCAAAGAUAGGGUCGACACAUUUCACGUGCCUAUAGAUGAUGGCACUUCAACAUGAUCAACAAAUGCUGAACAUAAUGAAGUCAAAAUAGAGCACC